Prosopis cineraria is the source of this 1071-nucleotide messenger RNA. Its product is annotated as acyl-CoA--sterol O-acyltransferase 1-like. The record is from RefSeq and is a predicted model, not a curated record. Bases 1 to 1071 code for a protein of 356 amino acids. Lineage: Eukaryota; Viridiplantae; Streptophyta; Magnoliopsida; Fabales; Fabaceae. The transcript has a single exon. Gene Ontology annotation, biological process: lipid metabolic process.
AUGGAAGGUGAGAUUGUCAACUACAUCAAGGCGUGGCUUCAAGUCAUCCCAUCUCUCUCUUACUGUUUUCUCGUCGGCAAGCUUCUUCCUCCUUCUAGACCCUUUCUCAGACUCUUCCUCAUGUUCCCUGUCUUCUCUCUCUUCCUUUAUCUUCCUCUCAAUCUUCACUCUCUUCAUCUUGGAGGCACCUUCGCCUUCUUCAUUGCCUGGCUCGCUAACUCCAAGCUCUUCCUCUUCGCUUUCAAUAAAGGCCCCCUCUCUCUCCCCCCUCUCUCUCUCCCACGCUUCAUCGCUCUCGCUUCUCUUCCCAUCAAAUUCCAACAAACCCCAGAGCCAACAAGCCAUAAUAAUAACGAUAACAAUCAGAAAGGCCAAAAGUCUCUUGUGAAAUACGGCAUUAAAGGUUUGGUUCUUGCUGGGAUAGUGAGAUCCUAUGAAUACAAACAGCAUUUCCACACCAACUUGGUCUUAACCCUCUAUAGCAUUCACAUAUAUCUGACACUUGAGAUCAUUCUAGUGGUGUUCGCGGCCGUGAGUCGAACUCUAACUGGGGUCGAGCUAGAGCCACAAUUCAAUGAGCCUUAUCUGUCUUCCUCACCGCAGGAUUUCUGGGGACGUAGAUGGAACAUUAUGGCCUCCAGGAUUCUACGGCCCACUGUAUACGAGCCCGUGUAUAGUGUGUGUUUGCAUAUGAUGGGCCGUAAAUGGGCCUCCCUUCCGGCCGUGUUCGCUACGUUCUUAGCAUCGGGCUUAAUUCACGAGCUGAUCUUUUAUUAUCUGGGCCGAGUAAGGCCCACGUGGGAGAUCACAUGGUUCUUUAUCCUUCAUGGAUUUUGCUUGGUGGUGGAGAUCGAGUUGAAGAAGCGGCUUUCGAGGAGGCUGAGGUUGCCUAAAGUGAUAUUGGGACCGUUGACCGUUGGUUUUGUGUUAGUUACGGCAUUUAGGCUGUUCUUCCCUCAGUUUCUUCGGUGUAAGGGAGAUGAAAGGGGCCUUCAGGAGUACGUGGCAGCGUUCAUGUUUCUGAAGAAUGUCACUCGUUCAUUGACGCUCGGAGCAUCGUGGUCCUUGUAA